AUGGGUUGCCGCUUUGUUGUUGGCGCGGCUGGCGCCCCUGGAAAGUGUACACAGUUCGCUGGCGUACUUUCAAACCGUGAGAUCAGGCAAAUAUUAAAGGACGACAACAGUAUCAAGCCGUACUUCAACACUACCGCGAUGGUAAAAUACUUCAAGUAUGCAGGGGAUAGCUGGGUCGGAUACGACGACGCAGAAACGUUUGCGAUGAAAGAGGAAUAUGCAAACGAUCGCUGUCUGGGUGGUAUCAUGAUCUGGUCUGUCGAUUUUGACGAUGAAACUGGCGUCGGUCUCGGUUCUGCGAACGGCUUUAAGUCACCGGAAUCCGCAACUGUCAUUCCAAUGGCUCACACCACCGUGCCUCGGGGCCAAACAUUCACGAUCAAUCCAGGAGCCGCGACGGAUGUUCCACGUCUUCCAAAUGGCGGUACACAGAACACUCCACAAGGCCCAGAGAAAUGCCAGCAGUGCAGUUUCUUCCGAUUGAUUACAUCCACAUGCUGCGGCACGGGUGGAUCGGUCGGGAAUCCUAUCGCUAUACAGCCAAACGUGCCAACGCCUAUGGACAUCCCACUGCCAGCAGGGUUUACUCCUGAUCAAAGUUUUCGGGACUCAUCAGGGAAUGUUAUUCCUGCAAACCAGCCACUGCCACGGGAAGUAAUUAUCCCAAGAGGAACUACUUUCACUCAACCAUUUCUCAUUCCCGGUGGUAUGUCGUUACGUCAAGGCGAGGGUGAUGAUCAAAACUCAAACUCCUCAAGCCUCGUUUGGCUGUCUCCAGAGAUAUGGGAGGAUCCAAACCCUGAAGUUCAAUGUCUCUUCCCUUGUACUUUCGUGUUGCCACCUUGGCCGUCAUACACUACCACGGUGGACUAUCCACGAAUCACAGUUACCCGGAGUGGUACUAUCCAAACGAUACUCACAUUCCCUCCACUGACUGUCAGCCAAUGGGAGCCCUCCACCAUCAUUGCCAGCGCCUCGUCACGCUGUACUACAGACUCUUGUAGUGGGGAAGAUCUUCGGAGAACCUCCUCGGUGUCGAUACGAAGUACGACAACCUGGCCGCCAGUGACAUGGACGGAUUCUGGCACAGUCAGAACUACAUAUCCUCCGACUGCGACUAGGACUGGAGGGGGCCAGGACCCUACAGGCGGCGGUGGCGGUGGCGGAGGAAACCCUCCCUGCCUCUUUCCUCUCUUCUGUCCGCCGGGCCCUCCACCCCUUCGUCUCCCUUCUAUCACAGUCAUUUGGGGACCACCAAAGCCCACCACGACUCCUUGUGCCUAUUCUGCGCCAGGUUGUCCUGCACCUGGUAGCAAACCUCCACGACCCGGAGGCCUCGUAGUGCCUCCUGGUUUGCCUCCGCAGGAACCUGAGGAAGUCGACCCAGAGGAGGUGUGCCCUCUAGUACUUUCUACAACGAAGAUCAGAACAGUGACCGCAGUCGUCACUGUAGCAUCGACAUCAACAAAGUUUACCCAAGCGCCCACCCCGACCCUAAUACGACCAAGCGGCCCACGAUUUGCUACGCCAGACUGGUCCAAAGACGAGCUCAAGUGCUACGACAGUGGGCAGCGAGCAACCAGAAUUCAUAUGAUCAACGGUGUGGACAGAUUCUGCGAUGCCUACAAAGGCCGGUCUUUGUAUGCCUCCUGGUAUUCGGGCGAGAUCCCAUUUACACCUAGUUGCUGCGACAGGAACCACGAAGUCGUUCCCAUCUCGGUCAUAGUGAGCUUGGAGAUGCAUGGCGGAUGUCAAUGGGACUUUGACGUCAAUGACUGCAAGAGAGCAUUCAGGAGAAUCAUAGAUGAGUGCGACACAAAUGGUCGCGACGACAAGCAGGGUGGGCGGUUAGUAGGCAACUGCGUUACCUUCAGAGCAGACCCGAAUGCGCAGUAG
This is a messenger RNA of Parastagonospora nodorum SN15, 1896 nucleotides long. RefSeq lists its product as hypothetical. Gene Ontology annotation, biological process: chitin catabolic process; carbohydrate metabolic process. The record is from RefSeq and is a predicted model, not a curated record. NCBI's taxonomy places the organism in Eukaryota, Fungi, Ascomycota, Dothideomycetes, Pleosporales, Phaeosphaeriaceae. The transcript has 2 exons. Gene Ontology annotation, cellular component: extracellular region. The coding region runs from base 1 to 1896 and encodes 631 amino acids. Gene Ontology annotation, molecular function: chitinase activity; chitin binding.